Messenger RNA from Pisolithus orientalis, 1575 nucleotides. RefSeq lists its product as uncharacterized. The transcript has a single exon. The coding region runs from base 65 to 1405 and encodes 446 amino acids. Gene Ontology annotation, molecular function: protein dimerization activity. The record is from RefSeq and is a predicted model, not a curated record. Lineage: Eukaryota; Fungi; Basidiomycota; Agaricomycetes; Boletales; Pisolithaceae.
UGCGCACGCGACACACAAGUCCUUAAAUGCCCAGCGAAGAGGGUCCCUCCGUGUGUCUCCCCAAAUGCUGCCCUUCCGUGCAAUCGCGCCUGCUGUCGACACACAUGAUCACAUGGACAUCUACGCGGCAUCCUGCAAUCCACCCCGCCGUGCAAAGCGUCUCCGCGCAGACUCAGACACCCCCGGACUCACUCGGGAGUCUGUGUCGUCACCCUGUCCUUCCAACCCGGACGAAGACGACGACGAGGACGAGGACGCCAUCCCCCAGCCGCCCCCGCCCAAACGUCGCGGCAGAAAACCUGGCUCCAUGUCCCGCGCAGCCCGCGAGGCCCAGCGCAAAAUAAACCACUCCCUCAUCGAAAAAGCACGCAGGACAAAGAUCAACGACGCUCUGGCUACCUUGCGCCAGCUCGUCCCUGCUGAUUACAAACGUGCUGCUUCUGCGUUCGAUGAUCAUCAAGAAGACUCCGACGACGAUAAUCACGAUCCCACCGCCGCCAGCAAAGCAAACCGACAGAAACCGAGAGUCUCGUCGUCAGGGGAAAAAGAGUUCAAGCUCGAGAUCCUCGUUCGUACAGUCGCAUACCUCCAGGUCUUGACCGAAAAGGUCAAGGCACUCGAGCGUGAUGGCUGUCCACACUGCGAACGGCCCAUCUCUGGCCUCACAGACGACAGCUCCCUCAGACGCUCCCACCCGGUGGCUGUUGCCGACGCGUACACACGUCCGUCAGAGCCCCCAAAACUCGCCUCUCCACCCUCGCGUCUUCCUUCCAUUUCUACCUGGCUCCCCACUUUAACUCCGUCUCAGUCCCCAUCGUGUGAUCUCCCUGCUACUAGUGCAGAUGCCGGUGGCAAUAACCUUCCUUCGACCACUCACCUACCCACCCCUCCCACAUCAGCCACUUUUCCCCCGUCAUCAGCCAUCGCUGCAGGUGCUCUUCCCCCCGCUCUCACGCUGCCUUCCCCAGGCACCUUUCUUCCUUCGGCCGUAAGAGGCUUCCCUUCUGGGUUUGCUCGUGCGACAUCCUCGACGAACGUGAAUGGUGCAGGGGGCACGAGUGGUGCGAACAAACCCGUGACGGUGAGUGGGACUAACAAGGGCUCGCCUGGCGCUUCUUCCCCCAUGUACACCCCUGAGGACGAGACUGCUGCCUCGCUGUUGCUCCGCAUGAGCACUUCUAACUCUCCCACAUCCCCGCAGCACGCCUUUGGUCGGCUGCGCUCGUCCUCCUCGGCGUCCUCCCUCACCUCGCUAUGGCCUUCUCUUCCCCCCCUCGAGUCCGCAACGACUGUCAGUACAGCAGAUGCACUUAGCCAGGAUUUCGAGUUGGUCCGGAGGUCCGACGCUCGGUUGACACCUGGUAGGCUGUUGGGAUUGACGAGGAGAUCCCCCGACGGGAGGUGAGUCCUGGUUGGGAAUCUGUGAUACUAGUUCUGAUAUGCACGCUACUAGACUGUAGUGGUGUGUAUCGGUUGUACAACGGAUUUUCCGAAUGAAUAUGUAUAUCUACUGUAGUUUCUUCUUUGCACUAUUUAUCCGCUUUUUGUACUCCCCCUUCGUUGCAAUCAUACCAC